This is a messenger RNA of Caenorhabditis bovis, 1194 nucleotides long. The record is from the annotation of a GenBank genome assembly. Lineage: Eukaryota; Metazoa; Nematoda; Chromadorea; Rhabditida; Rhabditidae.
AUGGACUGCUUUAUUGGCGCAGCCACAGGCGCGUUCAAAGCGGUAAAUCUUCGUGAAAAUUGUUUUUCCAAUUUGAAUGAAGUCAAAUCGUUAAAUCCGAAAAGCGAUGAAGUCACGUCUAUGAUUUGGAACAAUGAUGAACAGACUGAGGUUCUUAUUUCAAAAAUAAGUAGAAGGUUGCAAAUUUUCAACUUGGACGACUCUACUUUUCAAGAUUUGUUUGUCCUCGAAGGAGGAUCCGGACCAGUGAAAGGAUUAGUUAGAAAAAGCAAUUUAUUGUUUUCCUGCGUAGAAAGUGGAGAAGUGCGCUGUUGGAAUGCGGAAAACAAAAUUCUUCACGAAUGGAAUGCUGGUCCGAACGUGAGAAAAAUGCGCGGAAACGCAGAUAGUGAAGAAAUUGUGACGGGUGGCGAAAAAAACCUUGUAAAGCUUUGGGAUAUGAAUACUGGAAAACUAAAAUGGAAUGCAAAGAAUGUUCGACCAGAUAUGCUUGGCCUAGAAGUCCCAACUUUGUGCACAGAUCUGAGAUUUGCAGAAAAUUUCAUCCUGGAAGCAACAAAAUUGCACGAGAUGCGUGUCUAUGAUCCAAGAUCGCAACGAAGACCAAUCAAUCGAAUUCAAUUCAUGGAAAAUCCGAUAAUGGCGACGUCAUUGUGCUACAAAAAGAAUUACGCAAUCGCAGCAAAUUCAAUUGGAGAAAUCGGGUUAUUCGAUUUACGGAGUCACAGACAUCCGGUUUGUAAGUUCAAGGGUCAAUGCGGUUCCAUCAGAAGCAUUGACGCCCAUCCAACAGAGCCAUUAUUCGCUUCCGUCGGUAUUGAUCGAUUUGUUCGAGUUCAUAAUAUUGACAAUAGGAAAUUAAUACAUAAAAUUUACUGUAAAACUCGGCUCAAUGUAGUGCUCAUUCGAAAUGAUUUGACCAUUCUCAACAAUGCAGUUAAGAAAGAAGAAAAAAAUGAAGAUGAGGGUGAAUAUGGUAAUAUGACGUCUGGAGGAUACGUUGAGGAAGAUUCGGAGAAUGACGAAGACUGCUGGGACGAAAUUGAAGGUGUAGCCAAAGAUGGAGAAAGCGAAGAAAGCGAAUUCGAAUCGGAACCUGAGGCCAAGGAACCCAAAACGAAUAUUAAAAAACGAAAAAACACUGCCGCAAAACCUAAGGGCUCCAAGAAAAUUCGGAAAACUGAAAAAGCCUAA